This is a messenger RNA of Prionailurus viverrinus (fishing cat), 828 nucleotides long. RefSeq names its product transmembrane protein 134 (gene TMEM134). Lineage: Eukaryota; Metazoa; Chordata; Mammalia; Carnivora; Felidae. The record is from RefSeq and is a predicted model, not a curated record. The transcript has 7 exons. Bases 99 to 686 code for a protein of 195 amino acids.
AGCACGGGGCGGGGCCUGCGUGCGGGGGCGGGGCCGCGGCGCUCGGGGCUGGCGGGCUCGGAUGGCGGCGGCGCAGGGCUCCUGAGCGGGCCGGGGCCAUGAGCGCCGCCCGGCCCCAGUUCAGCAUCGAUGACGCCUUCGAGCUGUCCCUGGAGGACGCGGGCCCGGGGCCCGAAUUCAGCGGGGUCGCCCGCUUCGGGCCGCUGCACUUCGAGCGCCGAGCCCGGUUCGAGGUGGCCGACGAGGACAAGCAGUCCCGGCUGCGCUACCAGAACCUGGAGAAUGAUGAGGAUGCAGCCCAAGCCUCUCCGGAGCCGGAUGGGGGAGUCAGCAUCAGGGAUUCCAGCCGAACGUCCAUCCGCAGCUCCCAGUGGUCCUUCAGCACCAUCAGCAACAGCACCCAGCGAUCCUACCAUGCCUGCUGCAGCUGGACGCAACACCCUUUGAUCCAGAAGAACCGCCGGGUGGUGCUGGCCUCCUUCCUACUCCUGCUGCUGGGGAUGGCGCUGAUCCUGAUCGCCGUGGGACUGGAGGUGGCCCCCUCGCCAGGUGUCUCCAGCGCCAUCUUCUUCGUGCCCGGCUUCCUGCUGUUGGUCCCGGGAGUCUACCACGUGAUCUUCAUCUACUGCGCCGUCAAGGGCCACCGGGGCUUCCAGUUCUUCUACUUGCCCUAUUUCGAGAAGUGAGCCGCGGGCGGACCGCGGGGAUCCAGCCUCGCCUGCGAGCGGCCCCCAGGGGGCGCUCCUCGGCCCCGCCCCGCUCUGGUUUCCUCAUCUCAAGGGAAGGACUGCAGGACCCUCGAGCCCCCAGCCCCCUCGAAGUUUGCUC